This is a messenger RNA of Lasiosphaeria miniovina, 1431 nucleotides long. Its product is annotated as ClpP/crotonase-like domain-containing protein. The record is from RefSeq and is a predicted model, not a curated record. Gene Ontology annotation, molecular function: 3-hydroxyisobutyryl-CoA hydrolase activity. NCBI's taxonomy places the organism in Eukaryota, Fungi, Ascomycota, Sordariomycetes, Sordariales, Lasiosphaeriaceae. Gene Ontology annotation, cellular component: mitochondrion. The coding region runs from base 1 to 1431 and encodes 476 amino acids. The transcript has 2 exons. Gene Ontology annotation, biological process: L-valine catabolic process.
AUGCCGUUAAAAGCAAAGGUGCUGUCGCGGCAAGCAGCGCCACGACUCCUGAUGUCGACCCAGGCCGCCCACGAACUCUUCAAGCCCGUCGAGGGAGACGAACCCGAGGAUGUGCUCUUCAACUCCCUCUACGGGCUCCGGUCCAUCGAGCUCAACCGCCCCAUGAAGCUCAACGCCCUCAACGGCUCCAUGAUACGCAAGAUUGGCCCGCGCCUCAUCGAAUGGUCCCAGUCCGACAUGGCCAACGUCAUCGUCAUCAAGGGCACAGGAGAGAAGGCCUUCUGCGCAGGCGGCGACGUGGCUCAGCUGGCGAGGUGGAAUCAGCGCGGCCCCAAAGGCAAGAAGCUGUCCAUGGACUACUUCGCCCUGGAAUACCAGCUGGACCACAUGAUCGCCACCCUCAACAAGCCUUACGUCGCCUUCAUGGACGGCAUCACCAUGGGCGGCGGCGUGGGCCUCAGCGUCCACGCCCCCUUCCGCAUCGCCACGGAGCGCACCGUGUUCGCCAUGCCCGAGACCACCAUCGGCUUCUUCCCCGACGUCGGAGCCUCCUUCUUCCUGCCCAAGAUGCCAGGCGCCACGGGCACCUUCCUAGCCCUGACCAGCGCCCGCCUGACGGGCGCCAACGUCUUCUACGCCGGCCUCGCCACACACUACCUCCACUCCUCCAGCCUGCCCGCCCUCGAGUCGCGGCUGGCCGAGCUCCGCUUCAACGACUACGACGAGAUGCCCCACCGCCUCUCCGUCGUCAACGCCACCAUCGAGGAGUACUGCACGGGCCUGCCGCACGACGAGCCCAUACUAAUGGGCGGCGAGCUACGCAAGGCCAUCGACCGGUGCUUCAGGCACAACUCGGUCGAGGACAUCAUCAGCGCGCUCGAGACCGAGGAGGGGCCCGCCAAGGCGUGGGCGCAGGGGGUCCUCGACAUGCUGCACCAGCGGUCGCCGACGUCGGUGCACGUGGCGCUGCGGCAGAUGCGCAUCGGCCGCAAGUGGACCAUCGCCGAGACGUUCCGGCGCGAGCACCAGAUUGCGGCCAAGUUCAUGGCGCACCGCGACUUCAACGAGGGCGUGACGGCCGUGCUCAUCGACAAGCGCGCGCCCAAGUGGAAGCCCGCCGCGCUCGAGGACAUCCUGCCGGACAGCAACAUCUCGGAGCCCUUCAUCCGCGUCGACGACUACCCGCCCCCGCUGCAGCUCGUCAACGACACGGACUACGCCCAGUACCCCUACGGCAAGCUGGGCCUGCCCACCGAGCGCGAGGUCGAGGACCAGGUCUCGCGCGGCAACAUGACCCGCAAGCAGGUCCUCGACCACUUCCUCCAGGACCGCAGCUUCAAGCAGGGCGUCAGGGAGGUCGUCAAGGAGAUCCUCGACCGCAAGACGGCCGCCUCACCCCUAGACAAUACUGCGUCUUGGCUGUAUGAAUAG